AUGGGUGGGUGGAUAUCCACCUGUUUGCCUCAUGCAUGGGAUCCGUGGAGACUCAUUCAAAUCCUUUUCAAUUGA
This is a messenger RNA of Spirodela intermedia, 75 nucleotides long. The record is from the annotation of a GenBank genome assembly. NCBI's taxonomy places the organism in Eukaryota, Viridiplantae, Streptophyta, Magnoliopsida, Alismatales, Araceae.